AUGCCGGGGCCCCGCACCCUCGCCAACCUGGUGGAGUUCUUCUGGAAGGACGGCUUCAGCCGCAUCCACGAGAUCCAGCAGAAGCACACACAGGAAUAUGGAAAAAUCUUCAAGUCUCACUUUGGUCUUCAGUCUGUAGUAUCUAUUGCAGACCGAGACAUGGUGGCUCAGGUGCUCCGGGCAGAGGGGGCCGCGCCCCAGAGAGCCGACAUGGGGUCCUGGCAGGAGUACCGACACUUACGAGGGAGAUCCACCGGGCUCAUCUCAGCGGAGGGUGAACAGUGGCUCAAGAUGAGACGUGUAUUGAGACAAAGAAUUCUGAAACCAAGAGAUGUGGCCAUUUUUUCAGGAGAAAUCAACCAAGUUAUUGCUGAUUUAAUUAAAAGAAUCUACAUCCUCAAGAGCCAGGCAGAAGAUGGAGAAACUGUGACCAAUGUCAAUGACCUUUUCUUCAAAUAUUCAAUGGAAGGGGUGGCCACCAUCCUUUAUGAGAGCCGCCUGGGCUGCCUGGAGACCAGCGUCCCACAGCCCACCGUGGACUACAUCGAGGCUCUGGGGCUCAUGUUCAGCAUGUUCAAGACCUCCAUGUACGCGGGCGCCAUCCCCAGGUGGCUGCGCCCCUUCAUUCCGAAACCCUGGCGGGAGUUCUGCAGGUCCUGGGACGGACUCUUCAAAUUCAGCCAAAUCCACGUUGACAACAAGCUGAGGGACAUACAGUGCCACAUGGACCGCGGGGAGAGCGUGAGUGGGGGGCUGCUCACAUGCCUCUUCCUCAGCCAGGAGCUGACGCUGGAGGAGAUCUACGCCAACAUCACAGAGAUGCUGCUGGCUGGCGUCGACACGACGUCCUUCACCUUAUCCUGGGCAGUGUACCUUCUCGCGUGGCACCCGGAAGUGCAGCAGACCGUGUACCGGGAGAUCGUUAAGAAUUUGGGGGAAAGGCAUGUCCCAACUGCAGCUGACGUCCCCAAAGUCCCACUGGUCAGAGCUCUGCUGAAGGAAACGCUGAGGCUGUUUCCAGUGCUGCCAGGGAACGGCCGAGUCACCCAGGAAGACCUGGUCGUUGGCGGGUACCUGAUUCCCAAAGGCACCCAGCUGGCCCUCUGCCACUAUGCCACAUCCUAUGCGGAUGAGAACUUCCCUCGGCCCAGGGAGUUCCGGCCGGAGCGCUGGCUGCGGAAGGGAAGCCUGGACCGAGUUGACAACUUUGGGUCCAUCCCCUUUGGGUACGGGGUUCGGAGCUGCAUCGGGCAGAGAAUCGCAGAGCUGGAGAUCCACCUCCUCUUGAUCCAGUUGCUUCAACAUUUUGAGAUCAAAACAUCCUCUUGGACUAAAGCCGUUCCUGCAAAAACCCAUGGGCUGCUGAUGCCAGGGGGGCCCAUCCACGUGCGUUUUGUUAACAGAAAGUGAGCCUGGAUUUUUAAACCCAGCCAGCCUCCUGACACAAACCGGGUGUUCCAAUGUUACUGAUGAUGGCGGAGGAGGGAAGCCGUCCCUUUUAGAGGCUGUCUUUGUAAUAAACUGGCCCCCCAUGUUCUGGGAGACUUGUACAUCUUUAUGCAGAGUAAUUUGAAAAGAUUAUUUGACUUUUGCAAACCAGUGUUGCUUUUUCUUUGGAGAAACGACUGUUUAAAAAUGAGGGGCACUGAAUCCUGGUGUCUCCUCUGCGGUCUUACCCUUGUGCUAUACUUGAUAUUCAAUAGUCUCCUAUGCAUUUAUGCAAGGAAAUGUUUGUUUACUUAUAAAUUCCGUGCUUGAAUAUAUGCUCUGUAAUACUGUACCAGGACUCUAUGUCAGGAGGCAAAUGCAACUUACUGUUUCCAAUUUGAAGAGGGAACAUUACGAAUGUCUCUGUAGUACUGUGAGUAUGGGAAGAAAGCACCAUAGUCAACAUUUUAUCCUGAGCACCUGAGAUUUAGAUCCUGCCGAAGGGCUCAAAAUUAAAAGAACCAUAUUCUUAUUUUUCUCUCCAAACUGGCGCUUCCUUUUCUAGUAACUCCUAAAGAAGUUGAAGAUUAGCUUUUGUUUGAAAGAAAUUAUCAAUAAAAAAUAGAACUCCUGUGAAAUCCAGAAAUAUUGGGUUUUCUAACCGAGUAUAAACCCUAAGAAGAUGUAUAAGAAAAUCUGUGUGGAAUUUCAUUGCCUCAGUUGAGAAAAAUGAAUUAGACAAGCAUUGUGGAAAGCCAUGUAACUUUAGAACAUUUUUAUUUCAAGGAAAAAUAAACAUAAAAGUGGACAUGCUAUAGAUAAAA
Callorhinus ursinus (northern fur seal) is the source of this 2252-nucleotide messenger RNA. RefSeq names its product cytochrome P450 family 27 subfamily C member 1 (gene CYP27C1). Gene Ontology annotation, biological process: cortisol metabolic process; cellular response to peptide hormone stimulus; C21-steroid hormone biosynthetic process. The record is from RefSeq and is a predicted model, not a curated record. Gene Ontology annotation, molecular function: iron ion binding; heme binding; monooxygenase activity. Lineage: Eukaryota; Metazoa; Chordata; Mammalia; Carnivora; Otariidae. Gene Ontology annotation, cellular component: mitochondrial inner membrane.